AUGUCUGGAGUAAACAAAGUCACAAUUGUUGCCUUUGCUAUGAUGCUUUGCAUCUUGCUUCAAACCAGCAUUUCAAAAGCAGAUACAUUUCUUGCUGGUGAUGCUAAUGGAUGGGGUUUCAAGUUGAAUGGUUGGCCUAAUGGCAAGAAUUUCAAGACUGGCGAUGUUAUCGAGUUUAAGUACCCAGGCGGAGCGCACAAUGUGGUGAAGGUGGAUCAAGCAGGGUUUGACUCGUGUAAUGGUGCUGGAGGACAAGUUUUUGCUUCCGGAGAUGAUAAAAUAACUCUCACACAAGGAACAUCAUAUUUCAUUUGUACUAUCGGACCACACUGUGCUAAUGGUGUCAAGGCAGCUGUUACAGCCAAUUAA
Messenger RNA from Solanum stenotomum, 369 nucleotides. RefSeq names its product basic blue protein-like. The record is from RefSeq and is a predicted model, not a curated record. Bases 1 to 369 code for a protein of 122 amino acids. Lineage: Eukaryota; Viridiplantae; Streptophyta; Magnoliopsida; Solanales; Solanaceae. Gene Ontology annotation, molecular function: electron transfer activity. Gene Ontology annotation, cellular component: plasma membrane. The transcript has 2 exons.